GAUCUCACCUUGACUCUCUGCUUUACCUUCACCACAAUUUUUCACAAUCCUUUCUUCCCUUUCAUUCGGCCACUUUCCCUUCCAACCAUGCCAGUCCUUGAAACACUUGGCGGUGCUCUGUUUGGAGCUGUUCUUCAGGUGCUAUUUGACAAGCUGGAUUCUGAUCAAGUUCUGGGUUUCUUUCGUGGGAGAAAUCUCGAAGAGAAGCUACUGAAAAAGUUAAAGAGAAAGUUGAUGGAUGUGAAUGCUGUGAUAGAUGAUGCAGAGCAAAAGCAGUUCAGUAAUUCAUUGGUCAGAGAAUGGCUUGAUGAGCUCAGAGACGUCUUGUAUGAUGCAGAGGAUCUGUUGGAGCAAAUAGACUAUGAGUACUCCAAGACUAAGUUGGAAGCUGAAUUCCAUACCAGUUCAAGCAAGGUACACAGUUUUGAAUCCAAGAUCAUAGCACUCCGAGAUGAUCUAAAAUCUCUUUUGAAACAAAAGAUUGUUGAAGAUUUCAAAAUUUGUAUUAGUGUUAGAUCUGGGUUGGGUAAUAAAGUGUCGGAGAAAAGAAAUGAAUCAUCGUCGUUGGUGGCUGAAGAGGUUAUAUUUGGUAGAGAAGAGGAGAAAGAGAUGAUCUUCAGUUGGCUGACAUCUGAGACCAAUGAUAAUAAUGUGUCAAUACUUUCUAUCGUGGGUAUGGGUGGGAUAGGUAAGACCACACUUGCUCAACAUGUAUAUGAUGAUCCAAAGACGAAGGAAGCUAAAUUUGAUGAAAAAGCUUGGGUUUGCGUUUCCGAUGAAUUUGAUGUUUUGAAGGUAUCAAAAGCAAUUAUUGGAGCUUUCACUGAAUCAAAAGAUGAUAGUGAAGACCUACAAAUGGCUCAUGGAAAAUUGAAAAAUAAAUUAUCGGGAAGGAAGUUUCUCCUCGUCCUGGAUAAUGUGUGGAACGAAGACCGAAAUCAAUGGAAAUCAUUGCAAACUCCUCUUAAAUAUGGGGCUAAGGGAAGUAAAAUUCUUGUCACAACACGCAGUAACAAAGUUGCUUCUGCUAUGGGGUCAAACAAUACGCACGAACUAAAGCAAUUAGGAGAAGAUCACAGUUGGCAAGUUUUUGCUAAACAUGCAUUCCAAGAUGAAAAUUGUGAGUUGAAGGAGAUUGGCAUGGAGAUAGUUGAAAAGUGCAAAGGAUUGCCUCUAGCCCUUGAAACGCUAGGAUGUCUUUUGCGCACAAAGUCAUCUGUUUCGGAUUGGGAAGGUGUAUUGAGAAGCAACAUAUGGGACUUGCCGAUAGAAAAUAGUAAAAUCAUGCCCGCUUUGUUGUUGAGUUACUACCAUCUUCCUUCUUAUCUUAAGAGAUGUUUUGCUUACUGUGCCUUAUACCCCAAAGACUAUAAGUUUGACAAGGAGAGCUUCAUUCUGUUAUGGAUGGCUCAAAAUUUUCUACAUUGCUCUCAAGAAAGUAAGUCUCUAGAAGAUGUGGGUGAACAUUACUUCAAUGAUCUAUUAUCAAGGUCAUUCUUUCAACAAAUAAUUACCGACAUCGAAACAUAUUUUGUCAUGCACGACCUUCUCAAUGACUUAGCAAAAUAUGUUUCUGGUGUAAUCUGCUAUAACUUAGUUGACAGAGAAGAAAGAAUAUCAAGGAAAACCCGUCACUUUGUAAUGGUAUUCGAUGAUGUUCAAUAUCAUGAGAGUUUACAUGAUGCUAAAGGGCUACGGACAUUUAUAUCCAUUUCAGAGUACUAUAUGAUUUCAAUACAAGAGUUGAUCUCCAGCUUUAAGUUCUUACGGGUCUUAUCUUUGUCUGAAUGUUCUGAGGUGCCUGACACUAUAGGGGAUCUUAUACAUCUUUGCUCGUUAGACUUUUCAGGUGCCCGCAUAUCGAGACUUCCCGACUCAAUAUCAUCACUCUAUAACUUGCAAGUUUUGAAGCUGAACGAGUGUUCCUAUUUGACGGAGUUGCCCUCCAGUUUGUAUGAACUUACCAAUUUGCGUCGCCUUGAACUUAUUGGAACUACUUUAAGAAAGGUUCCACCGCUUUUAGGAGAUUUGAAGAAUUUUCAGGUAUGGAUGGAUAAGUUUCAUGUUGGAAAAAGUUGUGAGUUCAGUAUUCACCACCUACAAGAAGUUGAUCAUCAUGGAGAGUUGUCAGUUAGAAAUCUUGAGAAUAUGGUGAACUGUUGUGCAUUGGUAGCUGAUUUCAAGAAUAAAACACAUCUUGCGGGGCUAAGAUUAGAAUGGGAUUUGGAGCGGAACAUUGAAGAUUCAACAACAGAAAGAGAAGUACUUGAGAAUCUGCAACCUUCCAGACAUUUGGAGCAGUUGUCUAUCAAUGGUUAUGGUGGCACACAAUUUCCACAUUGGUUAUGUGAUAAUUCUCUAUUGAAUAUGGUGUCCCUAACCUUGAAGCACUGUAAACAUUGCCUAUGGCUGCCUUCCCUUGGACUUUUGACAUUUCUGAAGCACUUGACUAUUGAGGACCUUGAUUGGAUAGAGAGCAUAGAUGUUGACUUUUAUGGGAAUAGCUCUUGGGCAUUUGCAUCCUUGGAAAUGUUGAGCUUUACUAAUAUGAAGGAAUGGAAAGAAUGGCGAUGUAUGCUAGGUGCUUUUUGUUGGAUUUCUUGGCAAGCGUACCAAAAGUCAACUCUAGUAUAAUGAUUUAAAGUAGGAGUGUCGAACCCACGAGGAACGGAUUCAGUGAAAAUAAUUAAU
Messenger RNA from Vigna unguiculata (cowpea), 2691 nucleotides. RefSeq names its product putative disease resistance RPP13-like protein 1. NCBI's taxonomy places the organism in Eukaryota, Viridiplantae, Streptophyta, Magnoliopsida, Fabales, Fabaceae. The record is from RefSeq and is a predicted model, not a curated record.